GGCCGCUCACAAAAAAACAAGAUGAGUCUACGAUGAACAGACCAAGGGAUGAAGAUAUUCGAGACCGUCGUAAGAAGCCUGUGAUGCUCUUCAUCCAUGGGGGCUCCUACAUGGAGGGCUCAGGGAACUUGUUUGACGGCAGCGUCCUCGCCGCCUAUGGAAACGUCAUCGUGGUAACCAUGAACUAUCGCCUCGGUGUGCUUGGUUUUCUCAGCACAGGGGACCAGUCUGCAAAGGGGAACUAUGGCCUGUUGGACCAGAUCCAGGCCCUGCGCUGGCUCAAUGAAAACAUCGGCCACUUUGGAGGAGACCCAGAGAGAAUCACCAUUUUUGGUUCGGGAGCUGGUGCCACCUGUGUGAACCUCCUCAUCCUCUCCCACCACUCUGAGGGUUUGUUCCAGAGAGCCAUCGCACAGAGUGGCUCAGCCAUCUCCAGCUGGGCGGUCAACUACAGACCCGUCAUGUAUACCAAGAUCCUUGCGAGAAAGGUCGGCUGCACUCUGGGGGACAUGGCCGCCUUGGUGGACUGCCUGCGGAGGAAAAAUUUCCGGGAGCUGGUGGACCAAGACAUCCAGCCCGCACGCUACCACAUCGCCUUCGGGCCGGUGGUAGACGGAGACGUGGUGCCUGACGACCCUGAGAUCCUCAUGCAGCAGGGAGAGUUCCUGAACUACGACAUCCUGCUCGGUGUCAACCAAGGAGAGGGUCUGAAGUUUGUGGAUGACAAUGAAGGAGAAGAUGGACUAUCUGCUGCAACGUUUGACUAUACAAUCUCCAACUUUGUGGACAAUCUAUAUGGAUACCCUGAUGGUAAAGACAUCCUGAGGGAGACUAUAAAGUUCAUGUACACAGACUGGGCGGACAGGGACAACACUGACAUGCGUAGGAAGACCCUCCUGGCUCUGUUCACGGACCAUCAGUGGGUGGCCCCCGCUGUCGCCACGGCCAAAUUGCACGCAGAGUUCCAGUCGCCUGUCUUUUUCUACACCUUCCACCACCACUGUCAGACCGAGGCCAGGCCCGAGUGGGCGGACGCGGCCCAUGGAGACGAGAUCCCUUACGUGUUUGGUAUCCCCAUGGUGGGAGCCACUGACCUGUUUCCCUGUAACUUCUCCAAGAACGACGUGAUGCUCAGCGCCGUGGUCAUGACUUACUGGACCAACUUUGCAAAGACGGGGGAUCCCAACCUACCUGUUCCUCAAGACACCACGUUCAUCCACACCAAGCCAAACCGCUUUGAGGAGGUCAUCUGGACAAAGUUCAGCUCCAAAGACAAGCAGUAUUUACACAUCGGCCUGAAGCCUCGUGUCAGGGACAACUACCGCGCCAACAAGGUGGCCUUCUGGCUGGAGCUGGUGCCUCAUCUGCACAGCCUCCACAAGGAGAUCAUCAGCUCCAUCACCACUCGACUGCCGCCCGGAGGAACCAACCGCUGGAAGGCCACCCAACGCCCUGGCGGCCAUUCCACACCCGCACCACCAGAUCCUGACCCCGACAGCUCAGAAAGACCCCGCUAUUCCCCCUUCCCCAGCGAGACGAGGGACUACUCCACCGAGCUGAGUGUGACGGUGGCCGUGGGCGCUUCGCUUCUUUUCCUGAAUGUGCUGGCAUUUGCCGCACUGUACUACAAGCGAGAUAAACGCCAUGAACUCAUGCAGAGACGCCACCGCCGACUGUCCCCACAGCGUGGCACCACCAUGGGCAUGGGAGUCGGCAUGGGAGUGGUCGGGUCCCCUCCUCACAACGACCUGGCGCUGAGUCAGGAGGAAGAGCUCAUGUCGUUGCAGAUGAAGCAGCAGAGAGUGGAGCUGGAGCACGGCACCCCGCUCCCUUCCCGCGCUCUCCACGGCGACUUGGAACCCUUGCGGCCCCCGGUGUGUCCGCCCGACUACACGCUGGCCCUGCGGAGAGCACCGGAGGACGUGCCACUGAUGACAGCCAACACCCUCACCAUGAUCCCGAGCACCAUCAGCGGCAUGCAGCCCCUCCACCCCUUCAACACUUACCCCCCUGUCCCAGCCCCGUCCACUACACCCGUCCCCAGCCACAGCAACAAUGCCCUGCCACACCAACACUCCACCACCCGUGUAUAGGACCAGGCACAACCGCACAAACUGCUCCAUACAAUCUCCACCCUCGCCUCCCCUUUCGUCUUCACUUUACCUUUGUCUUUUUUCAUUCAGCCCUCAAAUAAAGCUGCAGUUUGUAAGAUUGUAAGCGGUGGAAUACCUCUAAAAAUGUAAGCAUAAAUCAAGGGGGAGUUGAUUGAAAAAGCUCCCUUGCCAAAAGCCUAUCAUUAAAGGUUUAUACUGCUUUGCUCAACUAAGGUUAUCUUGCUCAUGAGAGCCACCAAAUGCAGCUUAACCCCCUUUACACAAUCAGUCAGUAUUCUUCUGUGUAGCUUGGUUGUUUUUUGCGCAUGUGUUGUUGGGUCAGUGUAAAACUAUGUUUGACAUAGCUGCAUAAAUCCAUUCUCAUUCAUUUAGUGGAAAGAUAAUACAGUAGCGAGCAGCUUUGUAUGAGGCAACAUAUGCCCCCUCAAGCUGUCUGUCAUAAAGCGGUGAUUUCUUGAAACUUACAAAUUGCAGCUUUAAAGGCCCAAUCUGGAAGUGGAACUUGGCACCCUGUGUUGAGCAGUGUCCCAACAGCUGUCUCUUUGUUUGGAUUUUGGAGAUAUUUGUUUAGUGUGAAGUAAAUCAACAGCACCAGAAGUACAAGGAGGAUCUAUUUGACAUUCAAGUAUUAGGUUUUUGGAAAUUUAAAAGAGUAUUUUCUGUGAAUUUACGUACCUGUUUUUAGUUCUGUAGCGUUCCAUAUGCCAUCAAAGAUUAAAAAUGAAGUAUUGUAUUUGAGACAUUUCCAGAUUGGGGCUUCAAGUGUUGGGCGAUACAGGAAAUACCUGAAUCAUUGUCAGUCUGUGGGAUGCAACCUGGAAUCCAGGCUGCCCAUUAGAACUCACUGCAUCUCGGCAGUAAUCGCAUUCAUUACUUUAUUUGUUCCUCGCUCAUUAUCUCUCUGUCUGUGUCCCUAUUUCAGCCCAUUUAACCACCUCUCUCUUUUCCGCCCUUUUUCCUCUCCACAUCUGCCCUGGUAGCUCUUUUUAAUUCAACCAUCGACAUCAUCCACUUCCAUCUUCACUUCUCUCCUUUUACUCGCAAUCACUUCUAGACUCUCUUUUCCUUUUGGAGUCUUUUAUACAAGAAAAAAAAAACACAAAUGUAAAUGAUGUAUUAUUAAUAAAUUGUAAGGAUAUGAAUGAAAAAAAAAAAGAUAUUCUGAUAUCUCGUUUUUACCAGCAUUCUUGGUGCCAAGUACUGUGAUCAAGUUCCUCUUUCACUGGCGUCCAGUGGAGCGCCUGGAGAGGUCCAUCCUGACUCUAUCUUACAAAAGGAAAUACCAUCAUAAAAAGUGCCAACCCCUUCAUCUUUCUGUUUGAUCCACACACUUCAGUUUGUUUUUACUACACUCAAUGUUGCACUGUGGCUGGUCUCUUCUUUAAAGGGAAAUCAGAUUCAAUAUAUCCUUGUUUAAAAAAAUAAUAAUAAUAUACAUUUUUAUUAACUUCUUUGCUGUGUGGGAUAUUUGCAUGAUUAUUUUUUUAUUUUAAAGAGUGUGGACGGAGAAGUAUGUUUGUCAUUUGAUGAUUUGCCUUUUUUUUUUCUUCAUUUGUUUUCUUUUUGGAAAAUCAUUUUUAUUUUUUAUUUUAAUAUCAGCUGCACUUUGUGGUACUUGGGAAAGGGUAUUAAAGUAUUAAGAGAUAACUAUUGUGUAAAACUAUGAUUAUAACAAAGAGUAAAUAUUUCCUCUUUAUUUUUUUCAUUUCCUAACACUGAGGCUGUGCCGCAACACUACCAGAGACUGAUGAAAGACUUUUUUUCUUUGCGCCCUCUUUUCGCUCUGUUUCUCUAUCUUUUGCAACUGUCAAGUCUACAGUCACUGUAUCUCAAUCUCACUUGAAGAUAGCACUUUUUUGAGUUACAAGAAGAAGAAAAAAAAGAAACAACUACUUUACAUGAAUAGUCUAAAUAAGGUUUUUGUCUGUGACUGACAUUAACCACAAGCUUCAAGUGUUGGGAGACUGCCUGACGGUUUUAUCUUUACGUCUGCUCUUUUGUUGUUUCAUGAUUCUCCCCCCCCCCCACAGCAAUGCGGGGGUGGGGGGGAUAGGAUAAGAUAUUUAUGAUGGUCAAAAGGUGAGAUAGCCUUGUAUGCGCGUUUCACAUCUUUCGCACAACUGAACACAGAGAUGGGUCACACUCUGGACAAUUCUGAACAAAAAAAAAAACAAACAGUGGCAUUAGGACAACACUGGACAAAUGCUGAUGACAUAUCUCGUCAGCUGAUCUGUCAGUGAACAGAGGAUGCGUUCUAAAAACCUGAUUUAAAAAAAAAAAAAAUCUUUAUUGACAGACAUUACUUGUACACCACAUACCACAAAAACAAGGCAAGUGGGAUUUCAUCUGCCCUCCUUGCAAUGCUCUGUAUCCUGUCUGCUUAGGAUAGCGACACUCUGGAUCCAGACUGCCAUCCCACACACUGGACUGGAGCGUGCGCAAGGACUAAACCAACUAAAAACCAACACAUGAAACAAACUGUACAUUUUUUAAGUGUAAGAGAACAAACUGGAAUUUGUAAAUAUUAUGUUUGUCGUUUGGUUUGAGUGAUUGGCCGGAUCUUUUCUUUGUGACAGCAGGUGCAAGUUUCGACGACGUACAUGAUUUGUUUAGCACUCAUGUUUGAUUCUCCUUUAUUUCCUAGAUCUCAAGGGCAAGUUCCAACAGGUAAUUGACAACAUGAAUACACCUGUUUGCAUACAGUAGUCGUUUAAAAAAAAAGAAAAAACACAGCAUGGUUUAGGUUGAGUUAAAAACUAAAAAAGGAACGCUAGGCGUAAGGCUCAGGGUAGCUUGUGGUGGUAAACAUGUUCUGACUGCAGGGAUGGCUGUUUAAAGCAGAAUAUCCACACCUUGUCCUUAUUCUUUCAGUCAUGAAGGCAGCUUCGGAGUGAAAUGAGUUCUUUCAUUGGUUAGAAAGCCAAAGAACAGCUGCAUAGAACAUAUGACUGACAGGUCAAAUAAAUCUGUUCAAGAUAACGCCAGAAAAAACAAGAGAUAGGACAGGUGUUUGAAAUGUGCUCAAAACAAACCACAAAUCAAGGAUUGUUUUCUUAUGAUGCUAUUUGUCAGUGUCUCACGUUGUCUUGAGCAUCGUCAUACAGUGUUACCCUUAAUUGGGAGGUAGACGAGUCCUUUGUACUCUUCCGUCUUAUUUCAGACUCUUAUUGUGAUGGUUGUUUUGCUACCUUUUGCAUAUUUGUCUGCACAUUCUGUUUUGGGGACUGUUGACCCAGCUGUUUGGUGUGAGUUUGAGUUGCCCACGCUUCUAGGAACAGCAUUACUAAGAUUUUUUUGCUUGUUUUUUGUUUUUUUUUGUUUUUUCAAAACAAGGGUUUGGACAGCCAACAGGUAAUGGAAGCACACUCACCAAGUUUACAUGUUUACACUACAGUUUUGAUGUUGGCUGGAGGUCAGAGAAAAAAAGAAGAAGAAAAAAAGCAUUACAAAGAUUCCAAGUAUCUUCUUAGUACAACAUUUAUUCCUGGAAUGGUUAAGUGAAGGCUUGCACCUGUUUGUCUGUUUCCUUUAGUCUGAUUCAGUAACCUGCUUGAAGCUCAAGAUACUGUGAGAGAGCAUAAUGAUCAGAAGGGGUUGAAGAAUUAAAGUUAAUAUUUCUAUUUCAAAUAGAGGCUAUUACACACUGUAUGUUGUGUAUAUGAACUGGAAAACAUUAAAAGAUAUUCUUAAACAAA
Labrus bergylta (ballan wrasse) is the source of this 5809-nucleotide messenger RNA. Lineage: Eukaryota; Metazoa; Chordata; Actinopteri; Labriformes; Labridae. The record is from RefSeq and is a predicted model, not a curated record.